AUCGAAUAGAAGCUGCCUUGCAAUCCCCUCCGUAAAGUAAAAAACUCUCCCCUUCUCUCUUUCUUUUCCUUCUUCAAAUAAUACAACAUCUACAACUGACUUUUCCACCCUGCACUGCAAACCCUCAGUAUUCAUUACAUCGCCUUCUCCACACGGCGAAAAUUAAAUUCCCACUAAAAACAGAGGUAUUUAACUGCAUUAUAUGAUCCAUGGUUUGCUUUGAAAGUCAUGAUAGAUUCGUUUCACUUCCCAUUUAUCUCCUCAUCUUGUUGGUAUUAUCAUGUCCUAUGAUUCCAAAUGCGGCAGCGCUGCCAUCAAAUCCCGAGAAUCGGAUCCGGUACCCACGUCCAAGUAUUAGCCCAGCAAUGGCCAUUAUCAUAGUGGUUCUCAUAGCUGCCCUGUUUUUCGUUGCACUUUUCUCGAUUUACAUCCGCUACCGCAUCUCCACUAACGGUAACAGCAUCCUCCAAACACUUUCCACGCGCCGCCGCCCUUCUGCUGCAACACGUGGACUCGACAAUUCGGUCAUCGACACUUUCCCCACCUUUGCAUACGCCGAAGUGAAGGAUCAUCAUAUUGGCAAGGGUGGUUUGGAGUGCGCAGUAUGCUUGAACGAGUUUGAAGACGACGAAAAGCUGCGGUUGAUCCCAAAGUGUGAUCACGUGUUCCACCCUGAAUGCAUCGGUGCUUGGCUCAAGUCUCACGUCACUUGCCCCGUUUGUCGAGCUGACCUUACUACUCCUCAACCUGAUGUUAAAGCCCAGGAGGUACUAAACCGUGAUCAAGAAGGGACAGAGAAUCUGCAGCAAAAUAAGGAAGUUUCAAUACAAAUAGGGAGUGAUGAAAAUUUAACACAGCAAGAGGAGACCUCUAGUGUUAAGCGAUUGAGUUUCGACGUGCCGAACCGGCCACCAAGAUCGUUUUCUAUAAAGAGACCAAAGAUGCUGAACAAGUUUAGGUCACACUCGACUGGCCAUUCAUUGGUGGUACCUGGGGAGAAUUUGGACAGGUACACUCUCAGAUUAUCAGAGAAUGUUAGAAAAGAGGUAAUGAACCGGGCACUACUAAACCGGACAAAGAGUUGUGCAGUCACUUUACCAAGACAUGGUAGCACUAGAAGAGAGUACAGAAAAGGUGCCGGGGAGGGAAGCAAUAACGAAGUCUCAAUACAAAUAGAGAGUGAUGAAAAUUUGAUGGUACAACAAGAGGAGACCUGUAAUGUUACGCGAAAUUUGAGUAUCAACAUGCCGAAGCGGCUACCAAGGUCGUUUUCUAUAAAGAGACCAAGGACGUUGAGCAGGUUUAGAUCACACUCGACCGGCCACUCAUUGGUGAUAACGGGGGAGAAUUUGGACCAGCAUACUCUUAGAUUACAGGAGAAUGUUAGGAAAGAGGUAAUGAACCGGGCAUUGCUGCUGAACCGGACAAAGAGCUGCGCAGUCACUUUAUCAAGAUAUGGUAGCACUAGAAGAGGGUAUAGAACCGGAAAUGGAGAAGGAAGAAAGAUUGUACCACCGUUCUUUACUAGAGGUCCAUCGAUGAAGUCACCGAAAAUAAUGGCUGAUAUCGAAGAGGGGUCCACUUCACGCAGUGUGAAAAUGGCAGUCAAAAUGCCGUCGUUCAAAUGCUUGGAGCCAAAAGGUGAUGAAGCCAGUUUGCUGACAAAUGAGUUGGCUUGAACUCUAGUUUAAAAAACUCAAGCCUGUUUAGUUGAAAGUCAUCAACCAUAGCAUGAUCCAUACUAGUUUUGUUGCAAAGUACAAUGCCAAAAGUUGAAAUUCAAGAUUGUCCAUUUCUAGAAAUUCUUUAAAAUGUUGAUUAAUUGUUUACGAACAAAUAAUUUUCAACUUUUUGGUUUUUGCGGGGUUAGAGGAGGUUCAAGUGUGUUUUUCUAGUUGGUGGUUUUAGUAAUUGAGACACAUUCAAUGAUGUAAUUAUGUUUUUGGUUCUCGGUUUCAUUCUUCAAUGCAAUUUUAAGACAAGAAAAUAGAAAAGC
Molecule: messenger RNA, 1996 nt
Organism: Nicotiana tabacum (common tobacco)
Lineage: Eukaryota; Viridiplantae; Streptophyta; Magnoliopsida; Solanales; Solanaceae
Product: E3 ubiquitin-protein ligase ATL31-like
Source: RefSeq, a predicted model, not a curated record